AACUGUGCGAGUGAAUGACAGCGUCAGUGUGUGUUGGGUGCCAGUGCCGGUCAGUGCCUCCCUCUCCCACGCUGAUACUGCCGCUUGUCACGGCCACCAGGCACUGCCACCUGUCACAGGCACCAGGCACUGCCACCUGUCACGAGCACCAGGCGCUGCCACCUGUCACGGGUCCCAGGCACUGCCACCUGUCAUAGGCCCAAGGCACUGCUCCUGUCACAGGCACCAGGCACUGCCACCUGUCACAGGCACCAGGCACUGCCACCUGUCACAGGCACCAGGCACUGCUACCUGUCACAGGCACCAGGCACUGCUACCUGUCACAGGCACCAGGCACUGCUACCUGUCACAGGCACCAGGCACUGCCACCUGUCACAGGCACCAGGCACUGCCACCUGUCACAGGCACCAGGCACUGCUACCUGUCACAGGCACUGCUACCUGUCACAGGCACCAGGCACUGCCACCUGUCACAGGCACCAGGCACUGCUACCUGUCACAGGCACUGUCUUAUGUAACAAGUGGCCAACAGUACCACUUGUCAUGUGUAGCAGUCACUGCCACUUGUCCCAGUGACAGGUAACUGUCAGUGCCAUGACAGUCACCAGGGACAGUGACUAAGACUCCUGCACCAGUCUGCACUUACGCUGUCACCAGUGACUCGGUAACACAAGACCGUGUCAGUACUACGGGAACGCUUCAAUAUCACAAUCAUACCAGAGUUCAACUAUGUAUCCCAGCAGCUUUAAAGUCUUGAACUUUAUUUUGAGGGAUACAGUCCAUCAUGGUAGAAGAGCUGUUUCCAGUAUUGGUCGUCCCACUCUCAGAAUCGAACAAUGCAGGAUUGGGUGUAGUUAUAGCCGGUAUCAGCAAGUUCGUUUAGUUCAGCUAUGUCAUAGACUGGCCACCCUUAAUCAGCCCCCAGGCACAAGCACAUCCUCAGAUGGUGAUGGAAGUGCUACAAAAAAAGCAGUCCCUGAUCCUCCAAGCCCUCCGUCAGCCACUUCCCGCUUUAAGGAAGCUGUUAUUAAAGUCAUUCCUCGUAAAAAAGAACGAGUAAAGUUUGAUACAUCUCAUCCAUCGACUGAACGGAACUUCAUAACUGCUAUCCGUGCAAUGUCAGAGUUUCUGUUAAAGCCGUCUGAUCUGGAAAAUCUUCGCAAGACCAAAAGACGCUCCCCUUUUGAAAAUGAACCUCCUAUCACUGUGUAUUGGAGAAAGGAUGUAGAGGCCAAAGCAAUACAAGUUUGGGGAAGUGUUGAAGCUCUGGAUCGAGAGAGAGUAAAGAGAGAAAAGGAAGUGAGACAAUAUCAACAAACAGAUAUCUUCAACAUCAAGAAAAUACUUAAGGAGUACCGUCGUGACCAGAGGACGGCAUCCAACCCUGUUCAGUCUGUAGGCAUGGACUCCUCCAGCAGGGUGGUGUGGGCAGCAGUAAUUAUUAAUGGAGCUAACUUUGUUAUGAAAUUAGGGGCGUGGGCUUUUACUGGAUCUCACUGUCUGUUCGCAGAAGCCUUGCAUUCUCUUGCUGAUGUUACCAAUCAGCUCAUCCUUGCCUAUGGUAUUCAUAAGUCAAAACAGAGUGCCGAUUUAAUUCAUCCGUAUGGCUAUACUACAAUGAGAUAUGUUUCUUCGUUAAUUUCUGGGGCUAUGAUAUUCUGUGUGGGUGCAGGUCUCUCCAUUCAACAUGGCAUCUCUGGGCUCUUUGGACCUUCAGAGGUGCUACCCCUUUACUGGGCUUUUUACAUCUUAGGAGGAUCUCUAAUAACAGAGGGUGGCACACUUCUCAUGGCAGUUCAUGCUAUUAAGAAAGGAGCAAAUGAUCAACAAAUGACUUUUGCAGAAUAUGUUUUCAGAGGUCAAGAUCCAAGUGUCAAUGUGGUGCUGCUGGAGGAUAUGGCAGCUGUGAUGGGUGUUGCAGUGGCCAUGGGAUGCAUGGGCCUCACCUCUGUUACUGGUUCCCACAUUCCUGAUGCCCUUGGGUCUUGUCUGAUUGGUGGGAUCCUGGCUGCAGUGUCAGGAUUUAUUGUUUAUACAAAUUCUGCAGCACUAGUGGGAAAAUCUAUCCCACAACAUCGUAUAGAAAAAAUAAAUGCUGAACUUGAGCGUGACGUUCUAAUUCGUGCCAUAUAUGACGUAAAAGGUAUUGACAUGGGGAGCGGACUUGUGCGAUAUAAGGCAGAAGUGGAUUUUGAUGGUCGAGAACUGACACGAGGAUAUCUGGACACACAAGAUUUAGAAGUUCUGCUAAAUGAAAUGCAGUCACUCAAAACAAUUGAUGAAGUAGAAGCAUUCAUGUUGAAACAUGGAGAGAACAUUGUUGACAGUCUUGGAGCUGAAGUGGACAGAAUAGAAACAAUACUUAAGAAAAGUCAUCCAGAGAUUCGACAUUGUGAUUUAGAAAUUUUAUAAGAAAGGAGAAGAGGUGGUCUGUGAUCUUCAGCUUUAACUAUCAAUAGAUUGUGGAAAUCUUGCAUGUAUAAUAUUUAUCGGCAUUAUUAUUGUGGAGAAACUUAUUACAAUGCCAUAGUGCUUGAAUGAAGGUGAAGAAAACCUCUAACACAUGUGUAAAUGUAUUAAAACCAAUUUUUUGGAUUCAAUCUACAUCUUUUCUCAAGGUGCUGUAACCAAUGGUCUGAAGAAGAGUAAGAGGAUGUGUUUAUAUGUCUGGCAGAGUGCCUCGUGUAGCAUGCAUCAUUAGACAUCAUUAUGCUCCCCAAUGCAUCUUGGGACACUUUGGCAUCUUGGUAAAUAAAACUAAAACAGUAAAGGGAAAUAAAACUUUUAGUAAGGCAGAUGUGAUUAACCGUAAAAUUAUUGUUAACAAAGGUAAAUUAACUAAUCUCAUUAAUUCAUAUAAGUACAGACCUUGUGGUGUUCAAAGUGGGGUUAAUGUUUCUGCAAAGACCUGCCCACAGUUACCAGAAAUGAGGACACGAGCUUUCAUCUGAAGCUUUGGCAUCCCUUGGCGAGUCCCAAGAUGCCAAAGAGUCCCAAGAUGCAUUGGGGAGCAUAAUGUCUAAUGAUGGAUGCCACACGAGGCACUCUGGCAGAUAUAUAAACACAACCUGAUAGAAUCUUCUUCAGAACAUUGGUUACAGCACUUUUCUCAAGGUGCUGUAAACACUUUUUGUAAAUGUCCCCAUGGCGCAAUAGUAAAGCACUCACCUGGCACUUCGCGAGCGCUUUGUCCUGGGUUCAUAUCUCAGCCGGGGAGUAUUGACUGGGUGUCAAUCAUUAACUGUAGCCUCUGUUCACCCAGCAGUGAAUGGGUACCUGGAUGUUAAACGAUUUUGCGGGUCAUAUUCCAGGGAAAAUUAGGAUUAAGGAUCUGCACAAAACACUAUGCGUGCUAGUAGCUUUACAAGAAUGUAGGAACUCUUGUAAAUAUAAAUUAAAAAAGAAAUGCAUACAAGAAAUUUUGGGUUGCAUCCAAAAGUUUUUGAUACAAUUACAAACAUAUUGGGUCUUUCCUUCAUCUUCAUUAUUAUGAUAAUAAAAAGACUGUCAUACUAGAUAGGUCAAAUAAAAUGACAUUACUGUACUACAAUAGAUAUGACAGGAAAACGAUAGUCAUGACCAUAUAAUUGUAGGUUCUCUUUGGAUUAGAAACUAGAGUCACUAUAGGUAUGGAUAUAAUUAAAGGUAUUUAAACUCGAUGCUAUAGUUUGGUACAUACACACAGAUUGGCAAGUACAGUCGUUUAUCUCAACACAGAUUGACAAGUAUACACGUGCAUGCAUUUCUUCUUAUACACCCACACAUAGUUUAACGUACAAGUAUUUAUUGAAACCUAAAUACAGUAUAUUUGAGACUUGUGUAAUGCCACAUUGUUAGACACGUGUGCUGAUUCCCUAGUGUAGUGCAACAUGUCAUGUUACUAGUGGACUAAGACAGCAGUCAUGUGCUUUAUGCUUGAGGUAAAAUGUGCAAGUAAGAAUAACACUUGGAACCAAACUGAGAAUAACAAAAUUAGACAAAGUAUUUAGAAAAAGUAUUUCAUGCAUCAAAAUCUAUUGCAAGGGAAACCCUAUAUUUGUAAUUUUUUGAUCUUAAUGCUAUUUAUGUUCAUAAAAUGUUAGUUGCCAAUAAAAUUCAUUAUGUAAAGUUAAAAAGUCUCUUAGGACUAUUGCUUAUUCUCCUGGCCUGUCUAAACAGUUCUUAAUGUACACCUAUAUUUUAAAUGCUUAGACGUCCACGUAUUGCAUUAAUCCAAUUUUUUCAGGUUUCAAUUAUUUUUAAAUCAUUUUACAAGAUUUGUUUGCCAUUUGAGUAUGUCACGAUGUACAAUCAGUGUACUGGAUUUAAGACCUUGUCUUAUUUCUAAUAUUUGUUUAGGGGAAAAGAAUUAAUAAGGGUGUUGAAGGAGUGUUCCAUUUAUAUAAGGGUUUCAAGUAACUGUUCUGUUGACCUGCAUUGGAUUUUUCUAUUCAGUACUGUAUUUGUGUAUAUCAAUUUUACAAUCUAUCCUCCUAAGUGAUAAAUCCUCCUAAAAUGAAUAUAUAAAUUAUAAAUGAUAUCCUCCUAAAAUGAAUUAAAAUGUAAUUCUUAUAGCAACUCCAUGGUGGAACAUACCAAGAUGUACUGUUACUCAAAUAAACUUAUAUUUUGUACUAUUAGUUUUAGAGAGUACAAGAAAAGAAGCCGAGAACAACAAGGCUUAAUAUUGCACAUGCAGUAUAUGAGUUACUAGGAAAAGGAUUGCUCGACAGGUUAGGUUAGGUUCUUCAGUUACAUUAAUAGACUGCCGUUUGGGGUAAUUCAGUAAUGUAGAACCUGAACUUUUGGGGUCCAGCACUACAUACUGUAUUGAUAUGUUGGAUCAAAUAGUUGCUUUAAGUACUGUACUACAGUAUCAUUUUAGGAGGAUGGACUGAAAUGUUAAGGAUGUUAUAAGUUUUUGCAUAAUUAUUUAUUAUUUGUUUCAUCUGGUCAUUGCAUUUUAAAUUUAGAUAUUUUGGAAAAUUUGCACACCUUGUCUGUCUUAAUUACAACUUUCAAUGAUACACUGCAAAAUAGUGCAUAUUUGCAUUUAAAAUGUGAUCAGCAAUGCAUUUUCUGUAGCUUGUAAGGUUUAAUACAUAAUCAUUAUUAAAACAUUAAUCAGAGGAGAUAAUGAUACAAAAUAUAUUAAAAAGUUAUAUAUAUUAAUAAGUUGUGGCACAGUGUUAAGAGUGUGAUGAUCAUUGCCACGUGUGAACCCACCUACACACUUCUUCUCCGCUGUUUAGCUGCCUUGGUCGUACUCUUACCUGUCACAUGUUGGUCAUUGUUAAAACAAAUAUAAUGUGUAAUUGAUGCGGUAGAAAUAGAUGAACUUAUUUUUAUGAGUAAAGAGCAAUAGAAUAUUAGUAUAUACAGUCUUUGAUUUGUUUUAAUGUAAUUUAUCAUAAUAUAUUUGGCAUCUAAAAAUGGAAAUGAUAUUUGUACUAUAUUUAAAUAUGAAAACUGAAAUUUUAGUCUAAAAAUGUAUAAGCUAUGAGUAUAUGCUUAAAUAUGUAUGGACAUACCUUGAAAUCAUUUAAUGAGUUAAGAUUUAGCACACACCUUUAAUUUCAUUUAGGUGAAAAGUCUGGACAUGGGUGUUUAUAUUUGGCACACAUUACUCUUCAUCAGAUAAAUUAUUCUUCCAGUAUUAUUGAAGUUAAUCUGGGUUAUCCUUGGCUGCUAUACUAUGGGAAGUUGGUCUGGGUUAUCCUUGGCUGCUGUACUGUGGAAGUUGGUCUGGGUUAUCCUUGGCUGCUAUACUAUGGGAAGUUAAUCUGGGUUAUCCUUGGCUGCUAUACUAUGGGAAGUUGGUCUGGAGUUAUCCUUGGCUGCUGUACUGUGGAAGUUGGUCUGGGUUAUCCUUGGCUGCUAUACUAUGGGAAGUUGGUCUGGGUUAUCCUUGGCUGCUGUACUGUGGAAGUUGGUCUGGGUUAUCCUUGGCUGCUGUACUGUGGGAGGUUGGUCUGGAGUUAUCCUUGGCUGCUGUACUGUGGGAAGCUGGUCUGGAGUUAUCCUUGGCUGCUGUACUGUGGGAAGUUGGUCUGGAGUUAUCCUUGGCUGCUGUACUGUGGGAAGUUGGUCUGGAGUUAUCCUUGGCUGCUGUACUGUGGAAGUUGGUCUUGGUUAUCCUUGGCUGCUGUACUGUGAAAGUUGGUCUUGGUUAUCCUUGGCUGCUGUACUGUGGAAGUUGGUCUUGGUUAUCCUUGGCUGCUGUACUGUGGAAGUUGGUCUUGGUUAUCCUUGGCUGCUGUACUGUGGAAGUUGGUCUUGGUUAUCCUUGGCUGCUGUACUGUGGAAGUUGGUCUGGGUUAUCCUUGGCUGCUGUACUGUGGAAGUUGGUCUGGGUUAUCCUUGGCUGCUGUACUGUGGAAGUUGGUCUUGGUUAUCCUUGGCUGCUGUACUGUGGGAAGUUGGUCUGGAGUUAUCCUUGGCUGCUGUACUGUGGGAAGCUGAUCUGGAUUAUCCUUGGCUGCUGUACUGUGGAAGUUGGUCUGUGUUAUCCUUGUUGCUGUACUGUGGGAAGCUGGUCUGGGUUAUCCUUGGCUGCUGUACUGUGGAAGUUGGUCUGGAGUUAUCCUUAGAAGCUAUCCUGUGGGAAGAAUUAACUUUGCUGUUAUUGAAAGAUGUCUUCCCACCCCAUGACAGGUGGGAACUGUUUGUAAUAAUGAUGAUGAUCAUAAUGACUAAUUAGCAGGUCAUUCUCCUCGAAUGCAUUCCUUUCUGCAUUUUUAUUCUAUUAUAGAUUUUUUGUCAAUGUUUUGUUAAUUCUCAUGCAAUUAAACUUUCAAGAGACUUUUCUUGUUAGCAACUUGAAGAUAGCAACUGAUGUUGCUAUCUUCCAGCAGUCAUAGGUGGGGACAAAAUAAUUUGAUGUCGGACAUAUUUCAGCUCGUUGACUCACAUCAUAAGGUGACAUUAACAAUUACCUGGGCUAGAAUAAAGAAAUUCACAGUAAAAGAUAAUUUGAAUAUUCUUUUUACUUUAACAUAUAAGGUUUCUCUCCUUUUUGGUUUUAAUAUAUUUUACAUGAAAAUAAACAAAUUGUUAUUUAUGUGAGUUAAGACCGAUCUGUGAUUCUGAGGAUCUCCUUGCCUCAUUAAUGUUUGUAUCACACCUUGUAUGUAUGUGCUUUACCUGAAUAAACAUUUGAAUUUGAAUGAGCAGACAAAAGUGUGAUCCUGGUCUCUGGUUGGCCUGCACUAGUUCAGAGGUCUGGUAACGUCUUAAAAUAUCUGUGGAGCCAGAGCUGUGUAUAUACGUGUCUGAACAAGGAAAUUUCUUUUUAAUUUUUUAUAAGGUCAAGAAAUCUAAUAAGCAUUUAUAAUCUAUGUACAGUAUAGGUAUUGAAUCUUGGGUUUAAUGUGUAGAUUAUGUAAUUUGUAGCACUCUGCAUUUUUUAUUAAUAGAAGUUUUCAUAAGAUUUUUUUUUUACUAAAUAUGCGAUUUAAUAAUACAGUAUUGGAAAGUAAUUCAAAUAUAUUCAAAUGAAAUAAUAAUAAUAAUAAUAAUAAUAAUAAUGCAUUAUGGCAGGACAGGCAGCCAGUUUAUACGUACAGUACGGGUAUAUGUUAGGCUUAUAUUUAGGUCCUUUCCCCCCCCCCCCCCGGGUCGAGUUACUGAUCCUCCCUGGGAUGCAGCCCCACAACGAGCUGACUAACUCCUGGGUACCUAUUUACUGGUAGGUAAAUGGGGCAUAUAGGUGAUAGGAAACAUGCACAACCAUUUCUGUCCUGUCCGGGGUUUGAACCCGGAAUUCUCGAUUCUGAGUUGAGAACGAAUCUGACUGUACUACCGAUACCCUUUACAGUACAUGUAUGUACCAGAGAUAGUACUUUGUGCUGAAAUAGUACAGAGUUUGGUAAAAUGUGUAGCUUGCUCUAAUAAUCAUACUGCAAUGAUUGCCAAAUUUCAACUUUACCUUUAUUCUAAAAUCUCUACAAAAAAUAAUGUAAUAAAUAAUUAGUAUUCACUAGCAGUGCAUUACAGUACUGUAUAUCCAUAUUUCAAGAUGGCUUAUUAAACUGUUACUAAAAUUAUUCUGCUUUUUAAUGCACAGUAUAUUUCUUGUCCAUAGUCCAUCACCUGAAACAUUUGUGGGACAAAAGUCAACAUUACAUGUAAGUUCUGGUUUAGAAGAGUACCCCCUUUGUGAUUGUAUUCUAUUUUUUAUUUCUGCCAUCAGCUUUCAGUAACUUGUCAGUGCCUCAUUGUAUUGACUUGAAACUUUGAAACCUUAGCCAAGAUGUUUGGUUGACGUUGAACACUGGGCCCAUAGCAAGGAAACCAGCAUUAAAUGUAAUGAAACACCAGUUUUUGGGUGAGCCCCGGAGGCUUAUACAGAAACAAGUUCUGUUCUCAAGAUCAAGAAUCUCAAGAUCAAAUUCAUGUAAUAUCUCAAACCCUGCAACAUUUUUAUAUGAUGACAAAAUUAUUAUAUGGUUUUAUAAGGCCAAGGAUAUUGAUGUUUCCUUAAAUUAUUACACUGUGUAACCCAAUGGUCAUUUGUGGGGUUGUGUGUAUGUGGAGAAGUUACAAUUGUAUUAACUUACAGUAUGAACAUGAAAUAUCAGUAAUUAUAGCAAUGUAAAGGAACAGUCUAAAAAGCAUGCAUAGUAUCAAAGAGUAUCAAGAUAAUGCAGUAAAUGCUGAAAAUGUUCUGGAAAGUUGUGGAGUGCAAAAGUCAAUAACCUGACCUUCCUCUUUUACCCACAAAUUCAUUUGAAUACACACACUUCAUCACUUUACCAUUAUCCAUUCAUAUUACAUGCCCAAAUAAUCUUAGUGUGCUUUCAUUGAUCUUCCAGUUUGUUGACUUUGACACUAUAUAUAUCUCUCCAUCUUUAAAUUCCUUUUUCUAAUCACUGAACACCAUAGGUGCUUCUCGGGUUCCCCAUUUCAUUUGCUCUAACAUCUAGCAUGUAAUAUUUAUACCACACAUUUCCUUGCAGCCAUUCAUAGAAGUCUGCACUAUCACCACUUCAUGCAGACCUCUGGCUGUAUUUUUUCCUAUGUUGUGUUUCCUAACCAGGGCAUCAUUGCCUCAACUUUGCACAUUGUUUACCUUACUGGCUGUACACUCAGUUUUGAUUGCCCACAAAUGUAUUUUAGGAAUCACACUUCCAAGGUAUGUAAAAUUAUUGACGACAUCCAACAUGUCACCAUUCGCCGUUAUUUCACACCAAAUUUUCUUCUUUCCACUACCAUUACUUUGCUUAUUUCUAUUUUCACUUUUUUCACUAAAUUUUCAGCUAGUUUACUUAGCCCUCCUUCAUUCUUUGCCAAAAGAAAAGUUAUCUGCAUACAUAAAUCUGGAAAAGAUCUUAAAGGCAAAUAGGGGGACCUUCGACAAGCUGCCGGCUUCCUGUCCUCGUCGAGGCCACUAGGGUUACUAGGGUUAGUGGCCCCUAGGUAAAUCGGGCAAAAAAUAAUCCUGUGACAUUUGUAUUCAUUAGAUUUACAUCACUCAUGGUCUCAAACAUACUGUAUAUAUACUGUACUGUAUGUCGAAUUAACAGGAUGACAUCAAACAUUUAUGAUAUAAACUUUCAUUAAUAACAAACCAGUGACUUAUUACAUAAUUAACUCUUACACCUGUACUACUAUCCACAUUGAAAGUUGUCACAGCACAUAGCAGACCUCGGUCAACUCCUUACUUGCUCAUAAUUCUGCAAAGUGACGAGUGCAGUUUUUUUAUGUUUUUUUAACACCAUGUAUAAUCACUAAUUUAUUGCUACCAACAACGUAUUUUAUAUUGACUUUUUUUAUGAAAUACUGUAGCAUUCACUGUGGUAUCACUUGUCUUAGUUCUGCAAACAUAUUCUAUACUUGUAAUAAGCCAUUUUAUGAUGGUAAUAAACAUGUUUUAUUAAAGGAACAUGUGUAAAUAGGAUAGGUACUCUCAAUAUCAUGUUAAAGUAGUUGCAUGUUGACUCUUGUCUACUGGAAAACUACUGAACAUGACUUGUGUUCUAUCUGUGUGUGUUUCCAUAUCUUGUAUUGCCUUCUUUUGAUGAUUACUUACUCCUCGGUUAAAUUACAAGUUUUGCUCUAACUUGCACGUUACAUUUGUAAUUUGAGGCUAAAUUUAGAAGUUAUGCAAAAUGUCAAAAGUUCUGUAGUUAAAGCAUCAAAGAUACAGAGAUGUAAAAUCUUGUCAUGGCAGUGAACUGACACCACAACAACGUACUCAUUCAAUUUACAAUACAUAUACUGUACUUGAAUACAGUUUACCAAAAGUGUAUCUGAGCUGGCAUGAGUUGUUAGUUUGAGAUUCUGAUUGAGUGUGGGAUAGUAUGACAGUGUUGGUUAGUAUGGGAUAGUAAUGUAUAGUAUGAGAUGGUAUUGGAUAGUAUGGGAUGGUAUUGGAUAAUAUGAAAUGGUAUUGGAUAGUAUGGGAUGGUAUUGGAUAGUAUGGGAUGGUAUUGGAUAGUAUGGGAUGGUAUUGGAUAGUAUGGGAUGGUAUUGGAUAGUAUUCGAUGGUAUUGGAUAGUAUGGGAUGGUAUUGGAUAGUAUUCGAUGGUAUUGGAUAAUAUGAAAUAAUAUUGGAUAGCAUGUGAUGGUGACAGGAAGCUGGUGGCUUGUCAAAGGUUCCUCCAUUGUACCUGAGGACUUUUUCCAACUGAAUUUUAAACGGAUGUCUUGGUAUUCAUGACUUCAGCAGGUGAAAAAGCAUUACAGUACCUGUUUUCUGUCCUACAUUGUACUCUCCUAAUUGUGCUUGCAGGGAUCGAGCUUCGGCUCUUAGGUCAGCUAGUAUUGUGGCUUGAGGCUGAAGCAGUUGUCCCUUGUUGGCAGUAGUUCUACUUCUAAUUGUUUACUGAUUUACCUAAGUUUUGUGAUAUAUAUACAGUGCCAAUAUUCUCUUACCACCAUAAUCAUAAAGCAUGCUUUAUUUUCCAUUGUAUAUCACCUUUAAAAGAGUAAAGGUAAAUGUCACUCUGCCAAAAAAUUUCAGUUUGAUUUAGAUUGCUGUACAUCUGUUUAGUCCAGUCAGUAUCUGUAAUGAUUUUUAUCAGUUACUACAAAUAAAGUUUCUAAUUUGGAUAAAAUGUACAUCUAUGUGCUAUGCUGUCAUUGAGACACUCAUGUAAUUAAACUAAACCAACAAUAAGUGUUAUUAUUUAUGAAUAAAGGGUUUGAUCUGA
Molecule: messenger RNA, 11131 nt
Organism: Procambarus clarkii (red swamp crayfish)
Lineage: Eukaryota; Metazoa; Arthropoda; Malacostraca; Decapoda; Cambaridae
Gene: ZnT49B
Product: Zinc transporter 49B
Biological process (GO): zinc ion transport; intracellular zinc ion homeostasis; transmembrane transport
Cellular component (GO): endoplasmic reticulum; membrane
Molecular function (GO): monoatomic cation transmembrane transporter activity
Source: RefSeq, a predicted model, not a curated record